Messenger RNA from Petromyzon marinus (sea lamprey), 3528 nucleotides. It is a transcript of the gene SELENOO, whose product is annotated as selenoprotein O. NCBI's taxonomy places the organism in Eukaryota, Metazoa, Chordata, Hyperoartia, Petromyzontiformes, Petromyzontidae. The record is from RefSeq and is a predicted model, not a curated record.
UAAUUGCUAAUGGAAUUUCAUGUGGCAACCAGUCCCGUGUCUGCCCUCAUGCGACCAGACUGCGUUUGUCACUCGUCAGUACCAAGCAUAACUUUAGCUGCUUCGAUUUCUCUGUGGUCAACAACAUUGAAUUGUGUGAUAACCAAGAGAUAGGAGUGGGUUAUCAAAUAAUUCACUUGGUCUGACUCCUGAAGAGAAUGUUGAAACUGACCCAGAGUUUGGUUGUAUUCAACUAAUCCUCAUGAAAAAUUCACUCCCCAAAGGCUGUAACUGAGGAGAUGCGUACCGUGUUUUUACGGUCUUUUUUUAUGUGGAGACAAUGUCUGCUGAUUGUGAUAUCCCAAUUUUUGUAAUCACUUCAUUCACUUUUUGGCCAUAUAGAGAAUCAGAACCACUUACGAGAGUUAGGCUACCCCAGAUGGUACUGACCUGAGGUGACCAAGUGAAAUACCUCGUCUGAUCUCGUGGCAGGUGGUCGCCACAAGUGCAUCGCACGGUCUGACCUCGAGAACUACGGGUUACAAGGGUCAUUGUGGCAGUGAAAGUGUACCUCAUUGCAAAGGCGCUCUUGGGGUCGAUAUUUCUGACUGGCGCCUCCAUGUGCAGUUUAUAUGUUCUCUCUCUGGGAAGAAACAGUAGAACCCGCAGGAAUCUCAUGUAGAACAGAGCUAAACACACGCGAAAAUGUAACUGGUUUUGGCCAAACAUCCCAAAAGCAGAUACAGUCAUUUACUUUCAAAUUACUCAACUGGAAGCGCACACAUCAUCAUCAGCAGCAGCAACAUCGCCCCCUACUGUAAAAAUAAACCUCUGCAAACAACUCUCCUGAAAAAUAAAGAGUUGAGAGACUCCGUGAGUCUUUCCUGGGUAAAUAAGUGCAAAAAUAAUAAAGUAACGACAUUAAUGAGUGACUCGAGCGCCAUGGUUCCCGAGGACCACGCAGCCCGGGGUCACGGCCCCGUGUGACGCCGCCGCCGCUGCGUUCAGCUGGGGAGUUCAUCAGCUCCCCCCUCCAGCCCCUCCACCUCCUCCUCACACCUCCCUCUCCCCAUCGCGCUUCUCUCGUCUCCUCCUCUUCGUCGUCUCUGCUGCGUGGAUGAGCGCGUUUCGCCGCCUCUUCGCAGACCCGCGCAGGCGACUCGCACAGUUGAGACGAGGAGAGCUCCAGCAGCAGGCAGCCUGGGCCAUGGCGACCCGGGCGUGCGCCUCCGGCCCCGCCGUGUCCGCCGCGGGCCCCGGGGCCACCCUGGAGACGCUGCGCUUCGACAACUCGGCGCUGCGCCGACUCCCGCUGGACCCCAGCGACGACCCGGCGCCUCGGCAGGUGCCCGGUGCCGUGUUCUCGCGGGUGAGGCCCAGCCCCGUGGAGAGGCCUCGCGUGGUCGCGAUCUCCGUGCCCGCGCUGCGUCUCCUGGGCCUGCGCGACCCCGAGGCCGAGGCGGCGCGGCCCGAGGCGGCCGAGUUCCUGUCCGGCAACCGCGUCCCUCCCGGGGCCCAGCCGGCCGCUCACUGCUACUGCGGCCACCAGUUCGGCAGCUUCGCCGGGCAGCUGGGGGACGGUGCGGCCAUGUACCUCGGCGAGGUGCAGCCGGGGCCCGGGCAGCGUUGGGAGGUGCAGCUCAAGGGCGCCGGACCAACGCCGUAUUCGAGGCACUCGGACGGCCGCAAGGUCCUGCGCUCGAGCCUGCGCGAGUUCCUGUGCAGCGAGGCCAUGCACCACUUGGGCGUGCCGACCACGCGCGCCGGCUCGUGCGUCACGUCGCACUCCACGGUGCUCAGGGACGUCCACUACGAUGGCAACGCCCGGCCCGAGCAGUGCAGCGUGGUGCUGCGAAUCGCGCCCUCCUUCCUCAGGUUUGGUUCGUUUGAGAUCUUCAAAUCGACGGAUAAAGACACUGGGCGCACGGGCCCCAGCGCCGGCCGCGAGGACAUCAAGGUCACCAUGCUCGACUACGUCAUCGACACGUUUUACCCGGAGCUGCUCGAGGGCCACGGUGACGUCGCGAGCCAUAAGUACACGGCGUUCUUUAGAGAGGUGGUGCGGCGCACGGCGCACCUGGUGGCUGAGUGGCAGUGCGUGGGGUUCUGCCACGGAGUGCUCAACACGGACAACAUGAGCAUCUUGGGCCUCACCAUCGACUAUGGCCCCUUCGGCUUUAUGGACCGGUUCGACCCUCACUACGUGUGUAACGGCUCGGACGAAGGCGGCCGCUACGCCUAUGAUCAGCAGCCGGAGAUGUGCCGCUGGAACCUGGAGAAGUUGGCGGAGGCGCUGGCACCCACGCUGCCCACCGAGCAGAGCCGGCCGGUGCUGGACGAGUACGGCGCCCUCUACGAGGCGGCCUACCUGCGCAAGAUGCGGCGCAAGCUCGGCCUGGGCCUCCUCGAGCAGCCCGACGACGCGGGCCUCGUGACCUCGCUGCUCGAGACCAUGCAGAGCACUGGCGCCGACUUCACCAACUCGUUCCGCCUGCUGAGUCGCCUGACGCUGGAACCCGGCUCCGUGGAGGAGCUGGCGACAUUGCUGUGCCAGCAGUGUGCCACCGUGGAGGAGAUGAAGAGAGCCUACAAGCCGAGGAUCGACCCCAGACAGCUGUCCCUGCUGCUGGCGCUCGCGCAGGCCAACCCGCAGGUGCUGCGCAUGUUUGGCGGCCGCUCGGGCCUGGAGCGCGAGCUCCACUGCGUCGAGGCCUCGGAGCGCUGGCGCCUCGUGACGCCGGCGGAAAAGGAGGCGGAGGACGCUCGUGCCUGGACGCAGUGGCUCAACGCCUACAGCUGCCGCCUGCUGCAGGAGCGGGAGGUGUCGGGGCUGGAGGCGGCGUCCUGGCGGAGGGAGACUGCCGCCACUAUGGACUCCACCAACCCCAGGGUCGUCCUGCGCAACUACAUCGCCCAGCGGGCCAUCUCGGCCGCCGAGGAGGGCGACUUCUCAGAGGUGCGGAGCGUGCUGCGGGUUCUGGAGACGCCGUACACAGACGCUACCGACGCAGCCGAUGAAGAGGAGAGCAAAGCCCUGGGCGCCGUGGAGGGGGAGCAGGCUCUUUCCGCUGCUCCACCCACCUCCUACACCUCCAAACCACCCCCCUGGGCGCUCGACCUCUGCGUCACAUGAUCCUCGUAAUUGCCUGGCUCACCGGCGACCUCCUGCCACCCCCGUGGAUGCCCCAGGGGGGCUUGGCAGAGGCGAUGGCGAGCCUAGGCCCUGGUAGUAGAUGCUGUGAGGAGCGCCCGACGGGGGACUACGUCCGUCCGCUCGUGUGGAUUCUCUCGUCUCCGUGACGAUUGACGCGAUAACCCACGUAUCUCGGGCCGCUUCAGUCUGAUUCUUAGCGUUCCUCACGGCGACGAUCCCCUAAUAGAUGUAAACUGGCUGCUGCUUGGUGCUGGUGCCGUGCCGGGAUGCGGAGUGGUGGUUGUAAAUGGGUUGUCUGGACUGGAAAACUGUUGCUUAAGGGAUUCACUGUUCAUACGAGUUACAUGAUCUGCACGUUGUAUAUCUAGUUCAACUAAAAAUCGCUCAAACAAUAA